CGGUGCUGGACCGGGGUGGGCGACCCCGGACCCCUUUCGCCCGGCCGGCGGGGGCGGGGGGGUUGGCCGCGGCCCGGGGAUCCGGCUUCCCGCGCGGAGCCCCCCCGCCGCCAGCGCCUUGAGGAUGCAACUCACGUAACGUUUGCAGUAAGUUUCUCCGCUUGCCCAGCCGGAGCCGGAGGGAGAGGCGGCGCGGAGCCCGGCCCAGUGCCUUCCGGGGUCCGGCACGGCCGCCCGCUCCCCGCCGGGGACCGACAGCUCUGACCGUCACCUGCAGACCGGAGGACCGGAGGCCGAGCCGCGGGGCCGUCCCCUCCCACCUUUCGCAGCGCGGCGGAGGAAACCCGCGGGGGAUGGGCCUCGCCUCAAAUGGCACCAGGCCCGGGUGUGGCAGCAGCGGGAGUCCGGCAAGGUCUCGAGGAUGUGACAGCGAGCAAUGAGCGGCGUCUCCUGCGGUGGCGGGGCAGGCAGCAUGAGCAGCGGCCCAGUGUCCGCCUUUACCUUGACGCUGGAGCAGAAGACGGGGUUCGCCUUCGUGGGGAUCCUGUGCGUUUUCCUCGGGCUCCUCAUUGUGCGCUGCUUCAGAAUCCUGUUGGACCCCUACAGCAGCAUGCCCUCGUCCACCUGGGAGGACAGGAUGGAGGAGUUUGACAAGGGCACGUUUGAGUACGCCCUGGCGUGACAGCUCCCAGCCCCCGUCACAGUCCCCUGCUCCUCACCGGCCUCGACCCUGUCCCCCACUCUGGCUUCCAACCCAGCCCCCAGUCUCAGUCCAAAAUUGUGACCUCAUCCCCCAACCCCUGACCUCUAGGCCUUGGCCCUGCCCCAGCCACCCUCAUCCCGGGCCUCUGACCCCAGUCUCAGCCAAGUCCUGGCCCCCAGUCUCACCCCUACUUCUGAUCUCCAUCUCUCCAAAUCUCACCCCUACUCCAGAUCUCUAUCUCCUGUCACAACCCCUGCCCCAGGUCCUCAAUCUAAGCCCCACCUCCAGGCCCCAUCCCAGCACAGACCCUGCCCUGCACACCCUAGAGCUGAGAAGGCCACAGGCCCUGCUGCCAGUUCAAUAAAGACCUGUGCUUGGUUUA
Molecule: messenger RNA, 1085 nt
Organism: Tachyglossus aculeatus (Australian echidna)
Lineage: Eukaryota; Metazoa; Chordata; Mammalia; Monotremata; Tachyglossidae
Gene: CTXN2
Product: cortexin 2
Exons: 3
Coding region: 437-682 (81 amino acids)
Source: RefSeq, a predicted model, not a curated record